Messenger RNA from Nyctereutes procyonoides (raccoon dog), 3473 nucleotides. RefSeq names its product autocrine motility factor receptor (gene AMFR). Gene Ontology annotation, cellular component: endoplasmic reticulum; cytosol; ubiquitin ligase complex. The coding region runs from base 115 to 2052 and encodes 645 amino acids. Gene Ontology annotation, biological process: protein K48-linked ubiquitination; ubiquitin-dependent protein catabolic process; endoplasmic reticulum unfolded protein response. Gene Ontology annotation, molecular function: ubiquitin binding; ubiquitin protein ligase activity. The transcript is spliced from 14 exons. The record is from RefSeq and is a predicted model, not a curated record. Lineage: Eukaryota; Metazoa; Chordata; Mammalia; Carnivora; Canidae.
GGCGGCGGCGGCGGCGGCGGCGACGCCAGAGCCCGAGGGCGCCGUUCGCGAGGCCGCCGCGGGGCCCGGCCGCGGCUCGGGGAGGCCUGGGGCCUGGAGGCCGCCGCUGCCGCCAUGCCGCUGCUCUUCCUGGAGCGCUUCCCCUGGCCCAGCCUCCGCACCUACACGGGCCUCAGCGGCCUGGCCCUGCUCGGCACCAUCGUCAGCGCCUACCGCGCCCUCAGCCAGCCCGAGGCCGAGCCGGGGGAGCCGGAGCCGCCAACCGCCCCGCUGCAGGCGGAGCUGGCCGUGCCCGCGCGGCCCGGCGCCGGCGGCCCCCGCGCCCGCGACGUGGCCCAGUACCUGCUCUCCGACAGCCUGUUCGUGUGGGUUCUAGUAAAUACUGCAUGCUGUGUUUUGAUGCUGGUGGCUAAGCUAAUCCAGUGUAUUGUGUUUGGCCCUCUUCGAGUGAGUGAGAGGCAGCACCUCAAAGACAAGUUCUGGAAUUUUAUUUUCUACAAGUUCAUUUUCAUUUUUGGUGUGCUGAAUGUGCAGACAGUGGAAGAGGUGGUCAUGUGGUGCCUCUGGUUUGCUGGACUUGUAUUUCUACAUCUGAUGGUUCAGCUCUGCAAGGACCGAUUUGAAUAUCUGUCGUUUUCUCCCACCACACCCAUGAGUAGCCACGGGCGGGUUCUGUCUCUGCUGAUCGCGAUGCUGCUUUCUUGCUGUGGAUUAGCAGUUGUCUGCUGUGUCACUGGCUACACGCACGGGAUGCACACGCUGGCUUUCAUGGCGGCGGAGUCUCUUCUUGUGACAGUGAGGACUGCUCAUGUGAUUUUACGAUAUGUAAUUCACCUCUGGGACCUCAACCAUGAAGGGACUUGGGAAGGAAAAGGAACCUAUGUCUAUUACACAGAUUUUGUCAUGGAGCUCACUCUCUUGUCCCUGGACCUCAUGCACCAUAUUCAUAUGUUGUUAUUUGGCAACAUCUGGUUAUCCAUGGCCAGCUUGGUCAUCUUCAUGCAGCUGCGUUAUCUCUUCCAUGAAGUGCAGCGUCGAAUCCGCCGGCACAAGAACUACUUGCGUGUGGUCGGGAACAUGGAAGCCAGGUUUGCGGUUGCAACUCCAGAGGAGCUGGCCGUCAACAAUGAUGACUGUGCCAUCUGCUGGGACUCCAUGCAGGCCGCGAGGAAGCUGCCCUGCGGACAUCUUUUCCACAACUCCUGCCUUCGUUCCUGGCUAGAACAAGACACCUCCUGCCCAACAUGCAGAAUGUCUCUUAAUAUUGCUGACAAUAACCGGGUCCGGGAGGACCAGCAAGGAGACAACUUGGAUGAGAAUUUGGUGCCUGUAGCAGCCACUGAAGGCCGACCUCGCCUAAACCAACACAAUCAUUUCUUCCACUUUGAUGGGUCCCGGAUUGCCAGUUGGUUGCCGAGUUUUUCAGUAGAAGUGAUGCACACCACCAACAUUCUAGGCAUUACGCAGGCCAGCAACUCCCAGCUGAAUGCAAUGGCUCAUCAGAUUCAAGAGAUGUUUCCCCAGGUUCCCUACCAUCUCGUGCUGCAGGACCUCCAGCUGACACGCUCCGUAGAAAUAACAACAGACAAUAUUUUAGAAGGACGGAUUCAAGUACCUUUUCCCACACAGCGCUCAGAUGGCAUCAGGCCUGCAUUGAACAGUCCUGUGGAAAGGCCAAAUGGAGACCAGGAGGAGGGAGAAGCUUCUGUGCAGACUGAGCGUGUGCCACUAGACCUCAGUCCUCGGCUGGAGGAGACCUUGGAUUUCAGUGAGGUGGAGGUGGAGCCCAGUGAGGGGGAAGACUUUGAGGCCCGGGGGAGCCGCUUCUCCAAGUCUGCAGACGAGAGGCAGCGCAUGCUGGUCCAGCGUAAGGAUGACCUCCUGCAGCAAGCUCGCAAGCGUUUCCUGAACCGAAGUUCUGAAGUUGAGUCCGCCUCCGCCUCUGAGAGCUGCCUCACGUCAGAAGGCACGAACUCCGACCCUGUGACCCUGCGUCGGAGGAUGCUGGCUGCGGCGGCCGAACGGAGGCUCCAGAAGCAGCAGAUCUCCUAGCGCUCGCUCGCCGCCGGCCCCAGCAGCACGGCCGCAGAGGCCCGGGCCCCCCGCCAUGUGCCAAGGGGCUCGGCCGCGCUGCGCUGUACAAAGCAUGUGGUCUUACUAGUGUUUGGACAGCUGACAAACUUAAUCCUUUUUUGUAAUACUUUCUAUGUGACAUUUCCCUUCCCUUUAGAAACACUGCACAUUUGAACUCAAGGCAUGAUCUCUGGUGUUGGCUGGACUUCUUGGGGGUGGGGGUGACCGAGUGGAACAGGGCAACCAGAGACCCCGCGGCCGGCGGCUCCCAGGCUGCUGCUGCUCGGAGAGGGCACGCAGACGCUGCCGUCCUGGGCUCCAGAUCUGGCCGGCGGGGGGGCUCCGCUGAAGCACCAUGGGGAGCGUGCGGCCCGGGCCUGACUCCACCACCGUGUACAGCCCUUCUUGGGUGGGUGGCAUUGAGAAUGCUAUGGAGGCCAGGCCCCUGAGCACCCCAAGCCCCCUGAGCCUCCAGGCCGUAAGGGCAUCUUGGAAAAGUCACUCUUGGUUUGAUAGGUGGAGCAGAGGAGGGGGAUGGCCAGGGCCGGAGAGUGGGAGGAGGUGACCGGCUGUGUCCCCGGACAUCCAGAACUGCCCACUGAGCCCCUUUCCGUUCAUGCCGGUGCUCCUACAGCUCACGAGUGCCCCCCCGCCCCCCGUCCCCAUGCAUCCGUCCCCACUCCGGGUUUCAGGGUCCUCCACCCACCCCAGCCAUGGGGGCUGAGUAGCAAGCUUUGGUUUCCAGUUUCAAUUCCUUCGUCAAGUAAAUUAGGCAAUGCCGAGGCCUGUGGGUCUGGUCCUUAGAGAAAAUGAGGACCUUAGGAAGCAGGCCAGUCACUGUUAGAGGGCUUUCUUGGAGAAAUAAAAAUCUCUUUUGUAUCUUUCUUCCCUGGAGCUCUUCAUUUUCAUCCCUUUGCUCUUGUUGGUUUAAUUAAACAUAGAAAGGUAAGAUGUUGAAUCCACCUGCCUCGGGGCAGACCCAGGUCUUGAACCUGUUCUUCAAAUUCUUCACAUCUUUAACUUCCAGGACUUGAAACACGCAAUCACAGGCUACAUAGUUUGGUUUUAUGUCCUGUUGGAUUUUUUUUUUUUAAUGUUUUAAAGCAUAGUUUUAUGGUAGUCCUUUUGGGAAGAAUCCAGUAUUAUCUAAAAUUAUUGGCAAAGUUAAAUGUAUUUUACAUAACUGAAAGUUUUUGGAAUGUUGACAAGUAAUUGAAAAGAGUGAUAAGUAAAUGUUUAGGCCAAGAUAAUUUAUUUGAAUAAAUCUUUCAAAAGCCUUACCUCGAAAUGCUGUUAGUAGAUUUCUGUGAUUUUUUUAAAAAUUGGUUUUGUUUUGCUGAGAGCAUAGCUACCUGUUUUUAUUGUAAAACAAUAAUAAUAAUAAUAAAAGGCAAACUCUU